AUGUCUGUUGACCUGCUACAGAGUCAGAAUCAAAUCGGUGUUUUCAUCUUCCUUUUACCUCAAAGCACCGGCGGAGAGGCCUUUUUCUGCAGUCCCAUGUACCAGUCCCUGCGUCAGAGCGUGUCAACCCGCUGCGCCUGCGAAUUAUCCGUUUUCGACGGGAAUAACUUCAGCCAGUUAAAUCUCUGUCUCCCGGCCCCCCGGCCCCCCACCCAUCAAACACGCAACAGCAAAGGCAACAACUGCAGUAACCGCUCCGUCCUCGACAGUUCCUCCGAGUCCACCAGUUCCGACCUAUUACUGCGCGUCUCAAACAGUUACGAACAACUCCUAUUGGCCCGAGGCAAUUGGCUUGUACAGGUUGUCUAUAAGACCGUUCCCAGCCUGCAUCACCUGUUUCUCAGACUAGUGGGACAGUAUUGUACAGAACUGGGCAGUUCAGGAUACAGACGUCCCAUUGGGGGAGGUCCGACUAUGCGGAGUCAGGGUUUUAAGUACACAGUGCUCGCGGCCAUCACUCAUAGUCGGAUCGAGGAACUCCGUCACCAGCAGAGUGAGUACUCCUUCAUGGACGACCUGACUUAUGACAGUUUUGCGAAGAGCCAGCGAGAAACAGGAGGUCAGGAGGGUGGCGUCCUCAUGCCUUCUGGAGGUCAGGGCAAACACCCGACUAGGGGUCAAAAAAUACAGUCUCCCCCCUCCUCCUCGUCCGCCGCCACUCUCCCCUCCUCCACUUACCCGGCUUCAUCUUGCUCUUCGAACUCCUCCUCCUCCUCUCCCCACACCACGCCCUCCUCCAGCUCCCCCCGCCUAGGAACCGAAACGCAGAAAAGAGACAACGGAAUGAACAGUCCCAAUGGUCUUUUUAGCGAAUACUUUCGGUCAUUGGCUCAUAAGCAGGACGAAUACCUGAAUGCUCUGCGGCAACGAUACAAUGAAUUUUUCUCUCCGCGGGAGACCAGGAGGGGAGAUGAUAAAUUGCUGGGGGAGCCGGAAUCGGAGAAUAAUCGCCUUGAACUCGACUCGGUGGUGGAGUUCAGUGAGUCUACGAAUCUGGACAGUCUGACACUGCCCACAUUCACCAGAAAGCCCCCGACUGCUCGAUCGCGUCAUCGGGAUGUUUUCUCACCGGCAGAGGACUGGCGGAGGUCCGGUGAUGGACUUGAGACAGUUGCCUGA
Spirometra erinaceieuropaei is the source of this 1179-nucleotide messenger RNA. Lineage: Eukaryota; Metazoa; Platyhelminthes; Cestoda; Diphyllobothriidea; Diphyllobothriidae. The record is from the annotation of a GenBank genome assembly.